Dipodomys ordii (Ord's kangaroo rat) is the source of this 1167-nucleotide messenger RNA. RefSeq names its product upstream binding transcription factor, RNA polymerase I-like 1 (gene Ubtfl1). Lineage: Eukaryota; Metazoa; Chordata; Mammalia; Rodentia; Heteromyidae. The transcript has a single exon. The record is from RefSeq and is a predicted model, not a curated record. Bases 1 to 1167 code for a protein of 388 amino acids.
AUGGCAUCACUCCAUGGUCAAGUCUACUGGUCCAAAAAAGACAUUUUGAUGCUGCUGGACCAUAUGGAGAAGAACCUCCCAUUUGAUGACAACCUAACAUUCAAAAAAACACAGUCAUGUCUGGACUGGGGGAAAGUAGCUUUUAAACAUUUUUCUGGAGAGACGUGCAAACUCAAAUGGUUGGAGAUUUCCCACAAGUUGAGGAAGUAUCGCACACUGACAGAUUUAGUCCAAGAAGCCAAAGAACAUAUUAAAAACCCUAACAGAAACAAGAAAUACGAAAAGCAUCCAGAUUUUCCCAAAAGGCCACUGACUGCUUACAUACGCUUUUACAAGGAGAAAUGGGCCAAAUACUCCCAAAGGUACCCUAAGAUGAGUAACCAGGAUCUGGCUAAGGUUUUGUCCAAGAAAUAUAAGCAGCUUCCAGAGCACAUAAAACAGGCAUAUAUUCAGGAUUUCCAGAAGGAGAAACAGGAGUUUAAAGAAAAGCUGGCUCAAUUCAGGCAAGACCACCCUGAUCUAGUACAGGUUUACAAGACAUCGAAUGUUUCCAGAAUUGUCAGGCUUCCUCCAAAAACUGAGGACUUUUCUGUGAAGGUGAAAUUUCAUGGAGAGCCCAAGAAACCCCCUAUGAAUGCAUAUCACAAAUUUCACCAAGAUUCCUGGUCCAGUCGGGAGCUUCAGCACCUGCCCCUGAGAGCACGCAUGGUGGAGAUCAGCAGGCGCUGGCAGAGAGUUCCACAGAGUAUGAAGGAACAUUAUAAGAACCUAGCUGAGAUGCUGCAAAAACAAUACAGGGUAGACUUGGAUCUCUGGCUCAAGACAUUGUCACCUAAAGAGUAUGCAGCUUACCGAGAGGCAGAGGCAACUUAUGGUAAGAGAAAGAACUUGAGCAUGACAGGAGGCUCAGACCCCAAGUUCCCACGACCAGAUGUGCAGUUGUCACCAGGCAAGGAUCCCAACGAUUCACCUGAAGAAGAUUAUGUAUCACAGGCUCCAGGACUUGACUGGUCGGAGACUACACUGAUCAACUGUGGUGGCUCACAUGAAUCAAAACAGAAGAUGAAGGAGGAUAUAGAAGGGGGUGAAGGAAACAGCAGCUCAGAUUCCAGCAGUGGAGAUGAGGAUUCAUCUUCAGAGAAAUCCUCAAGCUUAGACUCUGUCUGA